Molecule: messenger RNA, 539 nt
Organism: Drosophila takahashii
Lineage: Eukaryota; Metazoa; Arthropoda; Insecta; Diptera; Drosophilidae
Source: RefSeq, a predicted model, not a curated record
GCAAUGUAAACAGCAAGGAUUUCCCAUGAUGAAAAGCAGGCUUGCUAGCCGCCGUCCACAUCAGAUUCUCUGUACUUUUGAAAUAGAAAUAAAAAUUUAAAAAAAAACAGAAAUGCCCGUUUUAAAGCUAGCCACUUUCUAUACCCAAUUCUUUCCCUCGGAGCGAGUGCGUUGCAGGGAGCUGAAGCGCAGGAGGCAGCUGAUGAGGUUACUGGAGGAGCGAAAGUUGGAAAUAGAGAACCAAGCUCAGCCGAAGUGCCCCAAGGAACCCGCGAACUUUGAACUCCAGUCGAAGCAUGUGAUUGGCAGCUUUCAGCUGAGGUUCGAGCGAGAUCCGCUGAGCGAGAGGCUGGAGAUCACGGCCACGCUGCCCAGCCCGCGACUUCCGCCGGAAACGGAACCGGAGCCGCAGGACGAGCUGCUCUACGAGCUGUACGUGUGCAGCAGCCAGGGUCGCCUGCUGGCCAGGAUUCCCUUCCUGGAGAGCGACUACCGACGUGCCGCCCACAGGGCCAUCAAUUGCAUGUCCAUCUAGUGCG